Molecule: messenger RNA, 1536 nt
Organism: Colletotrichum chrysophilum
Lineage: Eukaryota; Fungi; Ascomycota; Sordariomycetes; Glomerellales; Glomerellaceae
Exons: 2
Coding region: 1-1536 (511 amino acids)
Source: RefSeq, a predicted model, not a curated record
AUGAGCCGAUCGCAACGGGCACAGCUCUUCUACAAGGCCCUGAGUUUGGUGCCAGACGGUGAAGACUUUGUGCGGAAAUGGAUGCUGAACGCUCACAUCGAAGACAUACGUCGCGAAAACCUCAAAGACUGGCUCUUGUGGGGUCUUUUCGAGAGGGAUGGCACUACCGAGAGGCCGACCCAAGAGAUUGAUGAAGAGUGUGAGCGAUACAUCGAUGAUGCCGAAGAGAAAUUUGGGAUAAAGCUGAAGCCUGGGAGAGGUAACGCAGAGGCAUUGAGGCUUACAUUCGAUCCGGUGAUCAUCAGACAUCGCAGUUUGUUCUACUACGUGGUCAUCGGUUUCCUCGACAACUUAAUGGCCUUCUAUCUCCUAACACAGGGAUACCGGCACUACAAACAACCAUUCACAACAUUCUUCAAAGUCUUCCCCCUCCGCUUCAUCAAUCUUAUCCCCUUCAAGCGUUCCGCUGCCGACGGCAUGUCUUACUGGUAUCGCCCGCACAAGUCUAAGACACAACGUCCCAUUGUUUUCAUCCAUGGUUUGGGAAUUGGUCUAAUACCCUACAUGUUUUGGCUUCGCACAAUUCCCAAGGACGUUGGGAUACUCGCCGUUGAGAUGCUGCCUAUAGCCACCCGCGUCACGACAUACCCGCUGCAGCCCACCCCUGAGCUGGCGGAAAUGAUCGCCAAAUGCGUCGCGCAGCAACGUGCCGCACAACCCGCUCCUGGAAAGGGCGAGCGAGGCGUUUGGGAUGACUUUGUCUUGAUUGGCAAUAGCUACGGAACUCUUCUGAUGCCGCAACUUCUCCAGAGAGCCGACUUUGCGCCACGGGUCGCCGCCUGUAUCUUGAUAGAUCCCGUCUCGAUGUUGCUGCAUCUGCCAGAUGUGGCCUACAAUUUCACGCGACGGGAGCCAACUCCAUCUAUCCGUGGCAGAACAGGACACGGCAAUGAAUGGGAGAUCUGGUGGGCGAGCGCCACGGAUGCCGGAACUGCCUACACGCUCGCUCGGAGACUUUGCUGGAGAGAGUCCCUGAUGUGGAGAGAAAUGCUUACACCCAGUCUCCGCAGCGCGGAGACCGGAUACUAUGCCUCCGGAUCCUCAAAUGAGAUCGCGAUUUUUGGCAACGGCAUUCAGCCCGGAAUGCGCAGCACAGUCAUAUUAGGAGGGGAAGACUGCGUUACGACACCGAAGUCAGUGGCCAGCUAUGUCUACUCUGGCGACGUGAGGUGGACCCUCGAUGACAUUGAGGAUUGGAAGAGGUACGAAUGGAGCGGCAACGAGGAGUUGGAGUUGAUGUAUUUGGAUGGAAAGGAUCAUGGACAGGGUAUCAUGGUGCCUUUCCCGCACAAGCCUAUUGCAAGUGUCAUUGAGGCAUACUGUCGACGAGAUGAUGGCUUUGUAGCUUUUGGAGACAGGUAUAUCGGCGGCCCUGAGGCUGAUGGCGGGUUGUUUGGGAGCACGAAUUCGUUGAGCAUAUACGACUCAAGGCAGGGACACCCGGGAGAGGUCGUCGUGGAGAUGAAGCAUUUCUAG